AUGUCAUUGGUAGGUACCCAACACCCAGAAAGCUCUAACAGCCAGGUUCUCAGAUUCAGAUCCAAAGACGGGUUGUUUCGUCUCAACACCAGCCAGGGUGCCACCUUUGGCUCGGUGCUCGACCAAUUGGCCUCAAAGUUGCCCCCAUUCAAACCAGAAUCACUCAGAUUGGCUUCCAGCCCCAGUGAUCAGGGACAGCUGGCUAUGGCUGUCAAGGACCAGUCAGUCCAGGGACUGAAUCUCAAGCACGGCGAUAUGCUCUAUCUGACUUACGAGCCAGCCGAGGCUGGUGACUCAGUCAGCAUCAGCGAAGUCAAGGAAACUUACACGGUCAAACAGCUGCCCAUCGAUGAUAUCUAUGACAAAGAGGAAGGACUCAUUCCAAGGAAAAGGACCUCACUUUGCAAGCACACAGAUAAGGGAAUGUGUGAGUAUUGUUCGCCAUUGCCUCCGUGGGACAAGGGAUACCAGCAGGAACAUAACAUCAAACACAUUUCAUUUCAUGCCCAUAUUAAUGAGCUGAACUCCCUGACAAACAGAAAAGAGUCAGGAUCGUCGUACAUCGCGCCACUUUCAGAGUCCAAUUUCAAGAUCAACAAGAAUUGUCCCGCUGGCCACGAUCCUUGGCCAAAAGGAAUCUGCUCCAAAUGCCAACCUUCUGCGGUCACGCUACAGAGACAAAACUUCAGAAUGGUGGACCAUGUGGAAUUUCAAGAUAGCGAAAUCAUCAACGAGUUUAUCAACGCCUGGAGAUUGUCCGGAACCCAAAGGAUUGGGCUGAUGCUCGGCUCAUAUGACAAGUACGAGAAAGUGCCUUUGGGAAUCAAAGCAAAGGUCGAGGCCAUAUACGAGCUUCCUCAGGUCGACCAAGAGGAUGGCAUUAUACUACAAAACUGGGAAGAAGAGCAGCAGAUACUGACACUUAUCAGGAAACUAGAUCUGCAGCCGGUCGGCAUAAUAUUCACAGAUCUGCUGGACGCCGGAAGCGGAAACGGAUCCGUGAUUUGCAAAAGACACAAAGACUCGUUUUUCCUCUCUUCUUUGGAGGCGAUAUUCGCUAUCAAGUGGCAGCUCAAGUUCCCCAACAUAUGUAAAUGGUCGGACUCGGGAGUCUUCUCGUCCAAGUUCGUCACGUGCGUGAUCUCUGGAAACACCAGUGGCGAGAUCGACAUAGAGGCAUAUCAGAUCUCCGAGAGUGGAGAAGGCCUUGUCAAGGCUGAUUUGAUUAGUCCUUCCACACACCCAAACGAGGUGUACAUCAACGAGCAGAACGACGAGAGAUAUGUUCCCGAGAUUUUUUACCAGAAAGUCAACGAGUACGGGAUACAAGUCAAGCAACAUGCGACUCCUAGCUUCCCUGUUGAAUACUUGCUGGUUUCGCUGACUCACGGAUUCCCUGAACGGUCGUCGCCAUAUUUCAAAGCCGGUGCUACAAACAAGUUCCCUAUCGAGAACAGGGCCUAUAUUGGAGAGUCUGCCUCAAUGCCUGACCUGAAGAACUAUCUGAGCUCCAUCAAUGGGGAUGACAUAAGCGUUCUGGCCACUCUUCUGAGCAACUUCCAUCUGCUGGUGUAUUUUACACUAAACCAGGACAUCUUGAGCGGCCAUGAGUACGAGCUGCUGGUCGAAAUUGCACGGAAACUCGGCAAGGGCGAGGAGGUGCUGCCCGACUGCUACAAGCUGGUUGACAGCGACGGGUGGAGGACUCUCCAGACGAUCUUGCAAGUUGGCUACUAG
Ogataea angusta is the source of this 1737-nucleotide messenger RNA. RefSeq lists its product as uncharacterized. The record is from RefSeq and is a predicted model, not a curated record. The transcript has a single exon. Gene Ontology annotation, molecular function: ubiquitin binding; ubiquitin protein ligase binding. Gene Ontology annotation, biological process: ubiquitin-dependent protein catabolic process. Gene Ontology annotation, cellular component: nucleus. Bases 1 to 1737 code for a protein of 578 amino acids. Lineage: Eukaryota; Fungi; Ascomycota; Pichiomycetes; Pichiales; Pichiaceae.